UAAUAAGUACAUUUUAUUCGUGUCGAGAUAAAUCGUUUUGUCAACCGAAUACCAGAUAACCGGGUUAGGUUACCCGGUUACCGUUACCAGGUACCCACCACACACGUGAUUUGCGCACAAGCGUUGUGUGUAAUUUUCGUGGUUUUCAAUUAGAUUUGGCUUCAAGUUCGCACUAGGCACUUUGCGACCAAUACAAAAAUAACCAUUACGGGAUCAGUGGACGUUCAUAGCUGUUGGCACGCGUUCAAUACUCCGGUGCACAUUGCGUUGUUGACAUUUCAUAUCCAGCAGUCGAACUGUAGCCGCUGCUAUACACGCCUUGCCUUGAUGAUAAUAAUAUGCAACCGUGAGCAUGACGUCGUCGUAUCGAAGCUCCAGACCGCCAUGGAGGUCCCCGAGCCAGAGCUAUCCGUCGACAGCGGAACGCCCUUCUUCCACGUCAUCGUCUUCGUCGGGCACCAACCCGAGUCGUUUCCUAAGCGGCAGUUCGUACCGUGCCUUGACCGGAAAUUCGGCACUACCGACCCGUACUUACGGCGAUUCCGGUUCCGUCACAGCACUUAAGGACAAAUUUUCCACCAUGGCCAGAGACAAAGCGGUGUUGGCCGACAAACGGAUGCGGAUAGCCGCGUCCGGCUUUGGCCAGAAACCGUCGUCGUUGAAACCGGGCACGACCAGCGGCCGGUACGGGUCGUCGCCGGCCAGGAGUCCGGUCAAGGAGCACCCUGUGACAGUGUUCGGGGUGUGUAACGUGCCGGAAAUCCCCACCGAGAACCCCGCCGACGUCUUGGUAUCCGUGGUAACGCGGGGCACGUCUCCUACGCCGCCGGCUCACAGUACGUUCCUUCGGAGCAAGCACGCCGGCCAACAAGAGGUCACCAUGUCGAUGGUACCGCGCAAAUUCCAACGGGGCACGGUACACGUUAACUUGCAGACUGACGAGAAAUUCCUAAGGAGUAUGCCCAGUGUAAGAAUGUCGUCGAUACCCGUCGCCGGUACUAGGUACAAAGGCAACAGGCCCGGAUAUAAUUCCGGUUCGACCAGUGAAAAUUCAGGUCAAGACCAGGAUUCGCAUUUUUCAGACUCUUCCAACCAGAGCAAGUGUCGUUCGAGCGGGGCUGAUUCGUCGAAACUACCUCAACCCAAUAGGACUAGGAAAAGGUCAUCGGAAAAAAGUCGCGAGGAGCUGUCCAUCAGUCGUUCCCCGUCGGUUUCGAGUACGGCCGAAGAAAAACCCCCGUCCGGUCGGAAAGCGGAAGAACCUAAAUUAGUCACCGUUAGGAGUAUUGCACCGGUCACGGGUGUAGCGGUUAUCUCGGAAACGCCAAGACCGCAGUAUCCGAUAAAGAAACCCACGGACUGUUCGGAUCAAACUUCUUGGUGGUUGCAAGAUUUGAGUAAUAAAGAAAGCGUCAACAACAAACAACAACAGUCGUCCGUGGACAGUAAUGGCUAUAGCAGGGAACAUAGUUCGGACAGUUCGUACUCGAGUAAAAUUCCUACUUAUAACAUCAGAAAAAUGGACUCGUCCGACAGACACCAAUGGUUAAAAGAGGCGACUGAGCCCGCGGUAAACCACGAAGACGCGCUGUCGUAUCCGGAGAGUACGUCGUGCUCGGAAUCGCUGAAAAGUAAUUCUACCUCGAGCAGAAAUCCUUCGUACGGUCUAAGAAAAAUGGAUUCUUCCGACAGAAAUCAAUGGUUAUUAGAUGCGGUCCAACACGACCCUUCGUUGUCGCACAGUGACAGUAUGUCCAGAAGCCCGACAAAUGGUUUCAGGCGCAUUGACAAUGCCGAUGAAAAACAAUGGCUGAACGAGGUGGAAAGACAAGAAGCCAUUCUACAAAAUUCUCUAUUGUAUGGAGACAAAUCGGAUGCCAGUACUUUAUCAGUGAAAAGUCCCGCGCACAAAGUCAGGAAGAUGGAUUCGUUCGAAGCUCCGUGGUGGUUGAACGAUGAGAAAAAUACUACUGACGAGUCGAAGCCAGGUGACCAGAAUGUGUCUUAUGGAGUGAGAAAAAUGGAUUCGUUUGACAGUCCUUGGUGGCUGUCUGCAGACGAAUGCCAACAAGCAAACUCUGCCAGCGAUAAUUCGCUGGACAAACCCAACUCGCACCGCGGUAAUGCUAAUCAGUGGAGUCUAAACAACGGGUUCGGGCCUCAAGAACACCAUACCAAGCAAAAUGGAAAUCUAUACUCGGACGAAACCGACAAUUGUCUGGACGUAAGACGUUUGUAUGCGUGGCAUAACGACGACCCGUCGUCGAUUAAGACAUCAGACUUUACCGAGCCGCAGUGGUGGGCAGACAACUACCAAAACACCGAUACAAGCGUGUCUACCGACAGUCCUGGAUGCAAAAAAAACCCAAUGACAGCAGCGUGUAGUCCACCAUUAGCACCGGUCAGAGGUGUCAGAAAAAUGGACUCGUACGAAAGCCCGUCGUGGUUGGCCAGCGAAGAGUCAGAAUCGCCAAGUCAUGAACCGAAAUACACCACGACAAGUACGGGAGACGCUUUGAGUUGUGGUUCGAAACAAAAUAACGAAUCGGUCGACAGUAGUCCAGAUUGGUGGGGCGAACAAAACGACAGCGACGACGAUUUCGUCCGGGUGAAAAGGACGUCCAUAAGAAUAAAAAAAAUCGAAAGUGUCGAUAGUGUCAAAGAAGAAGAACCCGCGGAAGACAGGCCUGCCAGCGGGGCGAAGGAACCGAACUUGCAAGACGAACUGGACCAGUUAAUGUUGUUCAUCGGCGGCUGUAGAAACAUAGAUGAGAUAUUGGGAAACGAAGAACCACCGCCUGCAGCCCCGACAACUCCGCCGGACAGCGAUUCGGACGACUGUGUAGAAAUUGGAGUCGAUCAAGUUCACAUUCACGACAGCCGAGCACAAACUUCGACCAUACAAAACAAACUCUGUACGUUGGACGACGCCGCCCUGCAGCUCUACAAAGACGGCGACUUCGGUUCCUAUCUGGACAUGGAAGCGUCCAUAACCGAACAACCGGAAGAGUUCGAGGGAUUUCAAAACGACAAGAGGAACUCGAUAGUUUUGCGCACGCAGUUGUCAGUCAAAGUACACACUAUAAUAGACAAACUGAUGAACUCCGAAGGCAAAGAGCUCAGGAGAUGUUUGUUCGCGCUCAAGCACAUAUUCCAGGAGGACAAAGAUUUGGUGCACGAGUUCAUCCAGAACGACGGUCUAAGGUGCCUGAUCAAGUUGGGAUCAGACGUCGACCAGAACUAUCAGAAUUACAUACUUCGAGCCCUGGGUCAAGUAAUGCUGUACGUGGACGGUAUGAACGGCGUGAUCGAAGACAACCCCACGAUCCAGUGGCUGUACUCCCUCCUAACGUCCAGGUUCCGGUUGGUGGUGAAGACCGCGUUGAAACUCUUACUAGUCUUUAUCGAAUACGUCGAAUCAAACUGCUUGAUCUUCAUACAGGCCGUGCAAGCCGUUCACCAAGCUAAUGGCACUCCCCUAUGGAGUAACGUCAUGAAACUGCUUACCGAACCCGACAUGGUCGACACCGAACUUUUGGUGUACGCAAUGACUCUGAUCAAUAAGACGCUGAACGGUAUACCCGACCAAGACACGUACUACGAUCAAGUGGACGCCAUCGAAGAACAAGGCAUCGAACAAGUCAUUCAAAAGUACAUGUCGAAACCGGGCACCGAGCUGGAUUUGCUAAGACAACUUCAAAUAUACGAAGUCGUCCUGCAACACGAAGACGGCGACAACAAGUCCACGCCGAUAAGAGUAGAUCAUUCGAUCAGAAAAACAUUGAGAAAUCGAAAGUCUCUGACUUCGGCGUUGGACACGGUGGAAAGAAGAAAAUCCAGAAGACACUCUGCCGGCAACGCGUGCAUUCAAAUGCCUUUGCUCAUGGAGAGACUCGAGAUAAACCCACCUCCGCCCAAACCGAAUAAAUUGCCCCAUCCAGGUGAGGAUGCCGGGGUGACUCCUGGCUUAAAACGGAGGAGGGAACGUGCUCAAAGACAACGGAGCAUGCUGAGAGAGCAAUAUAAAAAUAACAUAACCCGACCCGACUGGUCGAGCACGGACGACCAAGGUGAGAGUUCCGAAGGACAACAAAACGGACUGCACUCGUUGAAUUUGUCGUUUUGCAACGGCGACUCGCAAGUGCAAAGGGAGAACUCGGUGAAGGACUUAACUCAGAAAUUGACGAGCCUCCGGAGUCCGGACGAAUCGCCCACAAAACUUGCACCCGCGCUUGGCGACAUGAAAGGAAUAAUAUCGAAAGCGAUGGAAGGGCUCGCCAAGUCUCAGUCGAAAAACGAAGUGGUAAAAAGUCCUACGUCGGAUUCGCCGGCCGACGUGCUGUCCCGAAAGACUGAGACCGACCUGCAUUGGGAAAAACUAGUAAGCGAGUGCAACCGGUCACUGCAACUGUGCGAUUUGGACUUUUCUAUACUUCAUUCCGACGACGACUCGGACAUAUUCGCAUCUUCCUCGUUGCUGGGCGGCGUCCCUCCUCCUCCGCCGCCUUGUCCUAUGCUACCGCCUAUGCAACAGCACGUAGUUAAGAAAACCAAAAAGACUGUCAAACUGUUUUGGAAGGAAGUUCGAGACGACCCCGUUGCCAGAAUGAAAUUGAACUCCGAACGUUUGUUAUGGGAAGAACUGAGCCCGGUAGAAGUUGAUACUCAUAAACUUGAACAUUUAUUUGAAUCUCGAGCAAAAGACUUUAUUACCAAGAAACAACAAGAAAUGAAUAAAACGAAAGAAGUAAUCGUAUUGGAUCCGAAGCGGUCGAACGCGAUAAACAUAGGCAUGACGAAACUUCCUCCUCCCAGGUCCAUCAAAGCGGCCAUAUUGAAAAUGGAUCCGACAGUCAUAAAUAGGGAGGGCAUAGAGAAACUCAUGACCAUGCUUCCGACCGAGGAAGAACGCACUAAAAUCCAAGAGGCGCAAUCGGCGUGUCCGGAUCUUCCUCUCGGUAGCGCCGAACAGUUCCUACUGACACUGGCUUCCGUAUCCGAGUUGCCGGCCCGGUUGAAAUUGUGGGCUUUCAAGUUGGACUACGACAACGUGGAAAAGGAAAUCGCCGAACCCCUUAUGGACCUGAUGCAGGGGAUAAACAUACUGAAAACGAACCGCACGUUCAAGGCGAUACUGGGCACGUUGCUGUCGGUGGGAAUAUUCCUGAACGGGGCCGAAGUCAAAGGGUUCCAGAUCGAGUAUCUGGCCAAGGUGCCCGAGGUCAAAGACACCGUGCACAAGCAUUCGCUGCUCCACCAUUUGUGCCAUAUCGUCAUGGACAAGUUUCCCGAUUCCACGGACUUGUACUCGGAGAUCGGGGCCAUCACGCGCGCGUCCAGAGUGGAUUUUUGCGAAAUUUCCUCAACCCUGUCGAAAGUCGAACAGGAAUGCCGAGCUUCGUUUGAUCAUCUGAAAACGAUCAGCAAACACGAUGGCGCGUCUGCCAUUAAGACCAAGAUGUCGGAAUUCCUAGCCGAUUGCGCCGAACGCAUCGUAGUGCUCGGCAAGGUGCACCGGCGGGUCAUGAACCGUUUCCAUAGGUUUUGCCUUUGGCUCGGCAUACCUUUGCCCAAGGUGCAGUUCACCAAACCCAACGAGAUGUGCCGCAUCGUUUCCGAGUUCGCCCUGGAGUACCGCACGACCCGGGAGCGUGUCAUCCAGCAGCUGCACAAGAAAGCUAGUCACCGCGAGCGCAACAAGACCCGGGGCAAGAUGAUCACCGAGGUCGGCAAUAAGAUCAACAACAACAGCCAAGACGCCGCCGACACGGAACUCCGGCAGCUGUUGGACAAGGAUCCCUCGCACAGAGUGUACUCCUGGAAUAGGAAUCAAGGCCGGCACUCGAUCGCCAACACGAACGGUGUUCACACGAACAACGACGACGACGAAUUAAUCGAAAGCCUAGUGAAAACCGUCACUGCCACGCCGGCAGCCAACCCGAGGACGACUCAAAGAGAACGCAAAAGGACUAAGGACGCCCACAGAAAGUCAUUGAUCAAAAGGUCUCGAACUAGGGACGCUAUAACGAGGCAAAGUAGCAGUCAUUCUCGUAACUCGAUGUCGUAGUUUUGUGAGGCGAACGUUGCGGAACGGAUUGAGCGACGAGGACAAAAAGCACUUGGCAUCUUUCAUAAAAGGCUACUGAACUGUGAUAUAGAAUUGACACCGAAUUUUACGACUGAUAAUAUAUUAGACGUUUCUUAAUUAUUUUCUAUUAUAGAUGUAUAUGUACACAUUUAUAUGUAUAAAAAACAUUUUUCACUUUUUUUUUUUUACGGUUUAAACACAACCGUUUUCAAGUACGUCCCGUUUCGAGAGAUUUUACUUCUUCCACAAACGUUCUCACAUUGUUUUGUUUUUUUUUUCGUUCAAUUAUUAUCUAACAGAAACUAAAGAUGCAAAAAAUUAAAAAAAUGAUGAUCGUGUUGCACGUUAACGCGUUUAUUGAAUGAUUAAUUGAUUAUAUAUGUGAUGUUUUGAUGAAAGUACCUAUGAAAUAUACAAAUGUAAUAAUUA
Molecule: messenger RNA, 6517 nt
Organism: Adelges cooleyi (spruce gall adelgid)
Lineage: Eukaryota; Metazoa; Arthropoda; Insecta; Hemiptera; Adelgidae
Gene: Fhos
Product: FH1/FH2 domain-containing protein 3
Exons: 24
Coding region: 353-6067 (1904 amino acids)
Biological process (GO): actin filament network formation; cortical actin cytoskeleton organization
Cellular component (GO): cytoplasm; cytoskeleton
Molecular function (GO): actin filament binding
Source: RefSeq, a predicted model, not a curated record